Messenger RNA from Olea europaea var. sylvestris, 3833 nucleotides. Its product is annotated as cytochrome c oxidase copper chaperone 2-like. Bases 3352 to 3588 code for a protein of 78 amino acids. Gene Ontology annotation, cellular component: mitochondrial intermembrane space. The transcript has a single exon. Gene Ontology annotation, molecular function: copper chaperone activity; copper ion binding. The record is from RefSeq and is a predicted model, not a curated record. Lineage: Eukaryota; Viridiplantae; Streptophyta; Magnoliopsida; Lamiales; Oleaceae.
AUAACAGUGAAGAUGAGCGAGGUAAGAUGCUUCUAUCCUAGAACUGACCUCAAAUCACAAUUUGUUGGAAUCUUGGAUUUGAAGGUGUUGGGAAGUUUGCUCCAUGGUUCAAAGUGACAAACAAAUUAUUUGUGCCCAACUUGACGUAGGAUAUAGUUGGUAUUCCAGCAGAGAACUUUUAAGCAACGGUAGAGAAGAAGAUAGUAGCACGGGAGAAGAUAACCACAACAAGAAGAAGAAGCAAGGAAGAAGAGAAGCAAGAAAGGAGGGAGGAACCGGAGAAAAUGGGGGAAGGAAACUGGAGGAGAAACAAGGAGGAGGAGAUAAGCUCGAUCAGCAAGCAAAAAUCAUUACGUUUUUAUCAUUCAUCAUUAAAGUUUUAAAGUUUACUAACAAGACAUAUAUAGAGGAAAUAAGCAACCCAUAGAGGGGUAUGGGCUAAACCUAUUGUACAAGCCCAGUUAAAACUAAUAAAGCAUAAAUGAAGAAAACCCAGAAGUAGGUGAUGUCCUCAUCACUAUUGUGCUAACAAAUUUCUUCAUUUGACACAAUGAGGAACUCUCAUAUUGAUUUUUUCAAUUCAUAUUUACGGAGUACUUGGGAGAGAAAUGUAAUAGUGUUACAGAAAAUUGGCAUCCCAUAAUUCAUAGAUCAUGACUUUUUAAGUACAGUAGAUAAAGUUAAUAUUUUUUAGCAGGAUAGAUAAUAGAUGGCAAUUAACUUUUCUUUUCCACAAUACACAAUUAGGUAAGGGAUGAAACAUCUAUCUUUGUGCCCAAUUUGUAAUUUGAGUCGUGAAGUUAGCUUUAAAGUCAAAACCAGGGGAGUGAUGACGGAGCGUUAAAAUGAUCCCAAAAGUCAUUAGCUAGAAUGUGAGGGGGUUUAAUGAAACUGAAAAAAAGGCUAGGUAUUCAAAAUUUGUUGAGGGGAUGGAGGGCAGACCUUGUCUGCCUACAAGAAACUAAGUUAGAGUUCGUCUCAAGGGUUGUGGUUAGUCUUCAGGAGGCGUGCUAGUCAUAUGGGAUGCUAGAGUUUUUGAUAUGGAGGAGGUUAGUGUGGGGAUAUUCUCUAUAACGUUCUCAUUUAGAAAUAUUAGGGAUAGAUUCCAGUAGAUGUUUAUAAAUUUAUGGCCUAACUUUGAUGAGAGUAGAGGGGGUUUGUGAGAUGAGUUCAUUGGUAUGAUGGUUUAGUGGAAUCUCCCAACGUAUAUUGGGAAUGAUUUUUAAUGUGAUUUGGUUUCCUUUUGAAAGGUCUAGUGGCGGGAGACUAACAGGGGCUAUGGAGGACUUUUCAGAUUUUAUUAGGGAGGACAUGUUGGUAGAUAUGUCUAUGAUUGGGGAAGACUUUACUUGGUCAUCUAAUUAGGACUAACUUGUUCUAUUUCGUAUAGAUCGGUUCUUGACUAAUGGAGAUUGGGAGACUAAGUACUCAGAUGUCACUCAGAGGAGAUUAGGGAGGGUGUAUUCUGAUUAUUUCCCUAUUUUGUUAUCUGGGAAUACAAGGGGUAGUGGAAGAAGGUUUUUUAGGUUUGAGAAGAUGUGGUUAAUAGUAGAAGGCUGUUGGGAGCAAGUACGGACUUGGUGGGCUUUCUAUGAUGUUAGGGGAUCACUCGGUUAUGUGUUGGAUCAGAAGUUGAAGGCUUUGAAGAGGGAUUUAAAGAGGUGAAAUGAAGAGGUAGCGGGCAAUGUAAACUGUCGUAAAAUGCAAUCUCUUACAGGCAUAGAAGAGUUGGAUAGGCGAGAGGAGAGUCAAGGGUUGGUUGGGGUGAAGAAGAAGAGAUGUAAAGUAUUAAGGGGAGAGUUGGAGAGGUUGGUCUAGAUGGAGGAGAUUGCUUGGCACCAGAAAUCUAGGGUCACGUGGUUGAAAAAGGGGGAACAAAUGCACCAAAUUUUUCCAUAAGGUCGCUAAUUUUAACAAGUGCAACAAUUCUAUCACAUUGUUCAAGGUAGAUGGGGUUACUUAGACUCACAGGAUAUUGGGUCCCAAAUGGUGAGAUUGUAUUAGAAUCUCAAUUGGGAGCAGUUUGUGUGGAGGUUAGAGUUAGAAGGACUGAAUUUUUCUACUAUCGCGGAGGAGAAUGCUGGUUGGGUAGAGAGAUUGUUUGGGGAGGAUGAAAUCGUUUAGCACGAAUGAUGAUAAGGCACAGGACCGGACGAUUUCUCGUUCUCAUUUUAUAAGGCGUGCUGAGAGGUGGUGUGACCAGAUUUGGUAGUAAACUGACCGCCGUAAUCUGCCUUCUUAAAACUAUCCUGAUUAAUAUAGCAUUUUCACUCCCAUUCCCAGUCUGAUUAAUGAUAUUGUAAUUGACUUGAGUGAUCCAAUCACAGUAGGACCUUUAUCUCCUAAGACUGGUUGACUUGAGUAACAUUGGCUGCCUAUUCACGGGAGAUUGAUCUGGAGAAGUACUAGCUGCUUCCUCCCAACAUCCAACUCAUCACUAGAGAUAUUGUCAUCCCUGUACUCAUAUUUACCGGUGGUCCCUUGGCACAAAUAUAGAACUUCUUCACCAUAACCAUGGAAAGAUAUCCCCAAAGAUAUAGAGUUUAUGUUGGGGCAAGGUCGUCUGCUGUGACAAGCUUAGACUUUUCAUAAAAUAUUUUAACACGGAUAUGCCCCCUCAAUUGGAGUGUUUGUGCUUCAUAACAAGGGGGAAAGGAAGAUCCAAAGCACUUAGACAUCACAACUUGCCAUGUUAGUUUUGGUGCAUCCGUCCCUCGUCUAAGAUAAAUGUAAAAUUAAUGAUAAUGACAGGAACAUAAUUCUGGAUCUAUGCGUACUGUUGUACAUAAAAUAAAUGCAUGUAUCUGUAACCCUUUCUUCAAUUUUUUAUGCACAUCAACAAAACAAUCAAAAUUCCAAGAUCUUGGACUCUCCCAAUGGAAGUACAGCAGUUUUACAUUUUAUUUUAAAACACUCUCACCUCUUGGUAUCAUUCCUUUCUUCUAAUUAAAGGCUCACAAACUAUACUGAGCCUUAAUUUUGAGUACAUAAUACGUAGAUUUGGCAACCAUCAUAUUUGUUCAUUUACAAGCAACAACCAGUUGAAGGAUUCUGGUAGUUCAGAGUAUCCAAAGCUCGAUUUACAAAUUUUAAGAGAUGAGAGAUGGUCUUUUGUUGAUUUUCACUUGGUGCUGAUAUGUUUUGAAGCUUGACAAUGUUAUUCUUGGUGGCUUGGUGGUAUAUGUGUACUAUCUCUUGGCCUUCGUUUUUAUUCAAGUAUUUUAUGGUCUUCUGCAUGUUGAUUAUAGAUUCUUGCCUCUAUACUUGCCUUUAUUAAAUUAUAUACAUCAUUCUCUAUUCUUUUGUGUUGUAGAAGUGUCUGAUAUUCUAUAUCAUCCAGGGACCUUGACAAUGGGUGGAUUGCCAAUACAGAACUCUUCUUCCGUCGUCUCUUUGCAAUCGCAAAAAGACCAAGGCUCAGGCAUUGUGACACCCGCCUCUGAUUCAAAGCCGAAGAAGAUCUGUUGUGCUUGCCCUGAUACUAAGAAGCUGAGAGAUGAAUGCAUUGUGGAGCACGGGGAAUCAGCUUGUGAAAAAUGGAUCGAGGCUCACAAAAGAUGUCUCCGGUCAGAAGGUUUCAACGUUUGAAAUUGAGAAAAUUAGACAAUACAUUUUGUGAUUCUUACUAAUCCAUUUAGUGGUCAACUCUAGAAAGCUAAACACGGUGCCAAGAAGUUGUUUGACAUAAAAGAAACAAUUCUUAUUUGGGAAUGGGAAUGAGAAAUAAAUAAAACGAGAACAGUUUGUUUUAAUUGUUUUUUGGAAAUAUUAAGGUCUUUUACCUUACAAUUUGUUCUUUAUGGGGAAAAAUGAAAACGUGUAGUUAGCACUCA